AUGAUAAACGGGGCAACAAGAGGCGCCUCCGGCUGGGGAAACGCCCGGGAACCCAACCUCAAACCACUCCUCUUCAACCACAAGGCGCCCAACAAACACCACCUCUUCAAAGAACUCAACCCAACCACCAUCCCCAGAAUGUACCACUCCACCGCCGUCGUCCUCCCCGACAACCGCGUCCUCGUCGCCGGCAGCAACACCAACAACGGCUACAUCUACCACAACACCACGUUCCCCACCGAGCUCCGCGUCGAGAAGUUCUCCCCUCCUUACUUCUCCCCUUCCCGGGCCCACAAGAAGCCCAAGAUCGUCAACGGCGGCUGCCCCAAAACGGUGUCGUACGGCCAGGACCUCACCGUCAAAGUCAACCUGAACGAAAAGAGGAUCUUCCUGACCAACUUCAUGGUCACCAUGUACGUGCCGGCGUUUACCACUCACGGCGUGGCCAUGAACCAGAGGCUGGUGAAGUUGUUGUUGAAGGGCGCCGUGAAAGUCGGGGAAGGGAGGUAUGACGUGUCGUGCGUGGCGCCGCCGAACAGUGCGGUGGCGCCGGAGGGUUACUUCAUGCUUAGCGUCGUCCACCGUCGGAUCCCCAGUGAAGCCGUUUGGGUGCAGCUCAAGUGA
Messenger RNA from Linum tenue, 624 nucleotides. NCBI's taxonomy places the organism in Eukaryota, Viridiplantae, Streptophyta, Magnoliopsida, Malpighiales, Linaceae. The record is from the annotation of a GenBank genome assembly.